AUGUUGGGUUCCGCAGCACAGCCAGCUCCGCCGGCAACAACUGAAACAAGGGAACUGCAGGGCGCAUCCAGCAUUCACCGCCCUAGAGACACUGGGGGAGUUACAGUAGUGCCGAUGCCAUCAGCAGGCCGCCAUUCUUGCAGUGAGCCUGGCAGUUCAGUUCGUCAACUGGAGUCGCGCGCUGUCGGCGAUGAUAACGCAGCUGCCGAGAGGGCGGCCGUAGAGAAGAUUCAUCUGCUUCCUGUUUCUAGAGAGGCUCCAAAGGCUUGGGUAUUCGCCGCCCUCACUGGGCUGAUGAAGGAAGGGAAAACUGUUCGCCAGUACCUGUACCUAAAGGUCAGACGGCCAACCAAGGAGUCGAAGGGCUCCAAACCUAAAACGACGACGCAGGAGAAGCAGCAGAAGCAGCAGCAGCAUAGAGUGCAACAGCAACAGGAGCAAGAACAGCAACAACAGGAACACCAGCAGCAGCAGGAGCAGUUGCAGCAACAGCAACAACGCAGAGAACGGAGCAGCAGCUCAGAAGCACCUGACGACGAAUACACAUACAUUGUCGUGGCAUGUUUGCCGCACUCAGGCGUGAUAACUUCAUCCACAGUCGUCUUCACUUCUGGCAGCCCUCUCCAGCCUUUGCGCCGAGUGCAGCUAUUGGCCCUCAUCCACCCAAACAGCGCUUACGCACGGCGGGCAGGCGUUGCCUCGUACUCGGAGGCAUUACAGAGGGGGGUUGUGGGGGAAUUCAGAGCGAGCAGCAACAAUAACAGCAGCAACGACGGCCGCAGUAGUCAAAGAAAUCAGGGGUCCCACCGCUUGGCAGGCGAUGUCGCCGGAAUCUCUGAAGGCAGCAACAGCAAUAGCAGCAGUGGCAGAAGCGGUACCGAGGAUCCUGCAGCAGCCCCAGCUGCAGUUGCCGAAGCAGAGCGCCGUCGUCGACAGUUAGGCUCUCCUUUUGACUGGGGCGCUUCCGAGGGUACUAGCGAAAGGCGGCGGAGACGGCAUGGGCCGCCGCGGGAGUACAACAGAGCGGAAGAGGUCAUUGCUGCCGUACUCGACGAUUCCGACUUGGGUUCGGGAUCGGGUGAAGACGAUUCUGGUGGUGAGAAUGAGAUGGGCGGAGGUGUCCCAUUCCGCCUAAGUGAUGCCGCCGGGCCAGAGGAAGGCGCCGCAGCAUCUUCGCGCGAUGAACAACAACGAAGGCAUGAGGAGGAGCGGCAGGGUCAGGAGCAGGAGCAACCGUUGUUCCGGCAGCAACGGACAUUGCAGCUGAAUUUCAACUUUCCAUCUCCUUCCGGUGACCAACGUGUAGCAGGGCGUGGGUCUGAUUGCGCAAAAGCAGGAGCCCAAGGCAAAGGGGUGUUCAACCUGAGCGAAAAUGUACUGUUCCAUGACUUUGUGGCCCCUUACUUUCGAGCAAGGAGUGGAGGAACUUCUCUCCCUUCCUCUCCUGCCACAGCAGCGGAUGGCGACAACUGUCGAGACGCCGCAGUGGUUGUGUUUCCUGGGAAAAAGCUGGUUAUUAAGGAUUUAACUUUCGUCGUGUGGGCCACAGAUCCGGGUAACGGGCCAGGCUUCGUCUGGAAAGACACGGCAAUUUAUAUAUCUGUGGAUCCUUGGGGCGAAUACAGACGAGUUCACAUACUGCCUUUUGCCGAUACGUUGCCGACGACUUAUUCUUUCCGUCUCUUUGAGGAUUAUUUGCAGCCCUUUUUGAAGGAACAGCCCUGGCGCCUAAUAAGAAAGGGAGAUAUAUUCACAUUCAGGGGCGUGGAGUUCAAGGUUAUUGCCACGGAACCGUCCACUGUGCCUGUCGCCCGCGUCGGUCCAGAGACAGUCGUGCACUUUGAGGGGUCUCUGAACCCUUCUCUCAUCGACAUUUUGCCUCCAGAAAUCCUCUCCCGCGUCCGUCGCCUGCCGGCGCGGGUGCAGCCCUUCGCCAUCGUGGCAGCAGCGCAGUCCUUGGAUCCGCAGUUGCUGCUGCGGGUGUUGCCUUCUGGAGGCAUGCGGGGAGGUUCUCGAGGGAUAGACGAGGGUUUGGAGGCGGCAGUGAAGCGGCAGCUUGUGGGGCCUUUCUGCUUUUCUGAAUAUCAACGCUUGUAUGGUCACUUGUGCACGCGAGUCCCCCAAGAAGACGCGAAGAAGGGAACAGAAAAAGACGCAAGAGAAUCUGCUGCAGUAGUUUCACCAGGUAAAUUAGAGCAUUCUCAAUCUUCAACAUCCUCUCCUUCGGCAGAGGCUGCAGCAGUCGGGGGGGAGCUGGAGGCGCCCUGCUGCACCGUAUGCACACUGCAGCUGCAAGACGGCACAGAGUCCGUGACCCUGACCUGCGGCCAUGCCUUUCACUGGGAGUGUGCGAGAGCAUGGCUGCGCUGCAGCGCCACCUGCCCCAAUUGCAGGGCGCAGGUAGUGCUGCCCACAGGGACUCCCCGCGAAAGCGGGGAUGCAGGCGACAGUGCGCAGGCGCAUGUUGGUAACGCAGCUCUCGGGUUUGUGCGGAAUGCUUGGGCGGAGUUUUUCAGCCCCUGA
Eimeria mitis is the source of this 2523-nucleotide messenger RNA. RefSeq lists its product as uncharacterized. NCBI's taxonomy places the organism in Eukaryota, Apicomplexa, Conoidasida, Eucoccidiorida, Eimeriidae. The transcript has 5 exons. Bases 1 to 2523 code for a protein of 840 amino acids. The record is from RefSeq and is a predicted model, not a curated record.